Drosophila grimshawi is the source of this 1396-nucleotide messenger RNA. RefSeq names its product myoneurin. The record is from RefSeq and is a predicted model, not a curated record. Gene Ontology annotation, molecular function: zinc ion binding. The transcript has 4 exons. Gene Ontology annotation, cellular component: nucleus. NCBI's taxonomy places the organism in Eukaryota, Metazoa, Arthropoda, Insecta, Diptera, Drosophilidae. The coding region runs from base 25 to 1380 and encodes 451 amino acids.
AUUUAAAUUGUAUUUUAUUAAAAUAUGUCGGCUGUGCAUUUAUGUAGAACGUGUGGUGAAAAGAUUUACCAUCUCAAUGCCACGAAUCUCUUUGAGAAGGAAAGUCGCGAGAUUGUUGAAAAUAUCGCCACUUUGACGGGAAUCAGAUUUGAUGAAGGUGAAGACAUGCCUAAACACAUUUGCCCGUGCUGCCUUUUGGACUUAAACUAUUCAAUUGCCUUCCGAGAGCGUUGUAUAAACGUACAACGACUUCUGCGUGAUGGCCAGCACGAGGAAGCGACUACGCUGGAUCCACUGAACUGUAGUCCACAACGAAAGGUGACUACUUUGAAGAUUAAGAGUAGCAAGCAACCGCAAUCUAAGAUUGUGCGGACUCAUAUGGAACCGUAUCAUAUAUCAAGUAGCCACACUUCACGACGGUUGACAGUUGCUCAAAGCACAGUUCAGCAUGUCAGAUGCAGUUUCAAAGGGGUUACAGCUCCUGGUGCGACCUACGAAGCAUCCAUAGCUUACCCAGAGGCAGACCGUCAUGCGAAGGCAACUAGUCCUAGUCCAACGAAAGCGACUUCUCUGACAUGGAGCAACGAAACAAAGAAGGCUAUGCAUUCAGUAUCAGUGAAUGCUCCAAGCGCAGCACAUCAUACCAGAAGCAGCGCCAAAACGAUUAUAAAUCCUGCUCCUUCGACAUUCGAACCACACAAAUCUUAUACAGAGGCAAAAUGCUGUGGUAGCGCUAAUAAUUCUAGUUCAGCGAAGUCAAGAAGCAAAGGAUCAGGCUUGGAGUUUACGCAGUCAUCAACAGUGGAUUACGAAAGCGAAUUUCUUAGAACACAGUCGGCUGUUAUUAAGAAAUUCGUCUGUGACCAGUGCGGCAAAUGUUUUGCAGAUCACAGCAACUUGAAAGUCCAUAUAUUGCGACACGGUAUCAAGAAUUUCGAAUGUCCGGAUUGUGAUGCAAAGUAUUAUACAAAUCAUCUUCUGAAUUUGCAUAUACGCGUCAGGCACAAGGGAGAAAAGCCAUAUGCCUGCAAAUAUUGUGGCCAGCGCUUUUUCACGAGCACCGCCCGCUGUCGGCAUGAACGGGUAAAACACACGAAGAAAUAUUCAUUUGUGUGCAAAUAUUGCGGAAAAACAUACCUUACAAAAUCGUGCUUAAACAAACAUGAGUUCCUUCACACGGGUCAACGACCAUUUCUAUGCGAAAUAUGCAAUGUGGCGUUUCCCAGAAAAACGAAUUUAAAAUUACACUAUCGUUCAAAGCAACAUCAAAGAAGAGCUGCCGAUAUGUUGGGCACCAAAUGUGAUAUAAUUGAAGAAAUCCCGGAUGAGGCAACCGAAAUGGAUAUCGCAGAUUUAAUUGUCGAAGAAUUUGAUGAAUAAAUAAGCAGUACUGUAA